Messenger RNA from Myripristis murdjan (pinecone soldierfish), 2687 nucleotides. RefSeq names its product secreted frizzled-related protein 5 (gene sfrp5). The record is from RefSeq and is a predicted model, not a curated record. Gene Ontology annotation, molecular function: Wnt-protein binding. NCBI's taxonomy places the organism in Eukaryota, Metazoa, Chordata, Actinopteri, Holocentriformes, Holocentridae. The coding region runs from base 474 to 1442 and encodes 322 amino acids. Gene Ontology annotation, biological process: non-canonical Wnt signaling pathway; canonical Wnt signaling pathway. The transcript is spliced from 3 exons.
CAGCUACCACUGCCUCUUAAAGCCUAGGUACUCCUCACCGCAGUUACAGACUGAUAGACAGAGAGCAGGAAAGGACUGGAGACUGGUUGAAGAGAGAGAGAGAGAGACGGAGAAUAAGAAAGAUUGGACAGGGAAAGUUAGAAAGACCAAAUCAGCAGUCCACUGUACUCGUGCUCUCACCCUUUCUUGAUUGCUGCCUGCCCACUCCACCACCUGAGGCACACACACACACACACACAGGAAGGUGUUCCACUGCAAGGCUUAGAGGGCUGACUCUGCAGGGAAGAAGGGAAUUAAACACUUCUUUUGUUUUCAAUCCGCUGCUUCCAUACUCAGGAAGAAAAAGGAUUACAGCUUGUACUCCUGCCCCUCUUGUUUUGCUCUCUCUCUCUCUUUGCGUUUUGUCUUCUCUGACUCACUUUGGAGACUUUGGAUACAACCAUCUUGAAUUGUUGGUCAGAGCUCAGAGAGGCAUGGCACAAGGACAAAAGAGCCCCAGGUGGGCAUUAACCCAGGGCUCCUUCAGCGUGGCGCAGGGCCUCUCACUGUUCUUCCUCCUCCUUCUCCUCACUGCCACCGUCUCGGCCGCAGACGAGUACGACUACUACAGCUGGCAGUCGGACAAUUUCCACAACGGCCGCUUCUACACCAAGCAGCCUCAGUGUGUGGACAUCCCAGCCGACCUGCGCCUAUGCCACAAUGUGGGCUACAAGAAGAUGAGGCUGCCCAACCUGCUGGACCACGAGACCAUGCCAGAAGUCAAGCAGCAGGCGGGCAGCUGGGUGCCGCUCCUGGCCAAACGGUGCCACGCUGACACCCAGGUCUUCCUGUGCUCUCUGUUUGCACCAGUGUGCCUGGACAGACCCAUCUACCCAUGCCGCUCGCUGUGUGAGGCCGUGAGGGACAGCUGUGCUCCAGUGAUGGAGACCUAUGGCUUCCCCUGGCCCGAGAUGCUGACCUGUGAUAAGUUCCCCAUCGAUAAUGACCUCUGUAUCCCCAUGCAGUUCGCUGGGAACCACGCCACCCCUCCACCAGUGUCUAAGGUCUGCCCUCCAUGUGACAACGAGCUGAAGGCAGACAACAUAAUGGAACAUUACUGCGCCAGUGACUUUGCUCUCAAGAUGAAGAUCAAGGAGGUGAAGAAGGAGAAGGGCGACAGGAAGCUGAUUGCAGCGCAAAAGAAGAAGAAGGUGUUGAAGCAGGGCGUGCUGCGGAAGAAAGACCUGAAGAAGCUGACCCUGUACAUCAAAAAUGGAGCCAACUGCCCCUGCGCCCAGCUGGACAGCCUGGGCUCCAACUUCCUUAUCAUGGGCCGCAAAGUGGACCAGCAACUGCUGCUUAUGUCCAUUCACAAGUGGGACAAGAAGAGCAAGGAGCUCAAGUAUGCCAUCAAGUACAUGAAGUCCCAUCAGUGUCCCACCUACCACACCGUCUUCCAGUGACACCGAUCCCCAUAACUGUUCCCUGAGUCCCUUAAACAUUUAGUUCACUCCAUUAUCGCUCCGCGAGUACCAUCCUGUUCCACCUAGAUCCUAAUUCUUCUGUCUGUAAUGCAUCCCUGAUCCCUUCCUAGAGCUUCCCAGGGUGACCAGGCUUUUAUUUUCUCAGCUUUAACGUGAAUCAGCCUCAUCCAGGGGGUCGUUAUGAUCUGGCUAGAUAAAUCAGGCAUAGCUAUUUAUGUUGGGGAGGAAAAAGAAAAAAAGCUACACACUCACAGAAUACUGCCUUAGCCACAUGCCUGCCCAUAAACGCCCCAAAGAAGCCCCAGACUUUAUAACAAUUUGUUUUUCUAAUUUGAAGAGCAGAUAUCUUGAUCCUAGAGUGCAACUGCUACCCCCUGCAAUGCCCCCAUUCAUAAAAUCUUUAGACUCUAUUUUCCUCUUUUGUUAUAGUAAAGCAAAUCACAUGUAUGAUAUUUUACAGCAACCAUGUUUAUCAAUUAGACCGUAGCGAAAGGAAAUGGAAAUUUAAAGAGUCAAGGCAACUACAGGAGGGAAAAUGCUUGUUUGAGUUAUGUAUUACUUCAGAUAGAGUGUGAAGAGAGGGUUUCCUUCUGUGUAAAAAGAGAAACGAUACACUUUAUGCGGGCUAUGCAUACACUGGUGCAGAGCUCCUGAGAUCGAUGUCAAAGCAAAGAGAUGUAGAAGAUCCACUUAACUGUAUUUGUCUGAUCAUGUAAAAAGUAGGUAAUUCAGAUGAGCAUUAGAUGACUAGAGUGAGGCCUUUUUUCUCUUACCCCUGAUCUGCCCCUAUUGGGAAAGAAGACCAAUGGAUUGAGACAUGGCAAAGAGAGAUAGACUGACGGACUGGAUGAUGCUUCCACUGACUGUUGUACAGCACAGCUUCUGUGAGCUGAACGAGGGAAACUUCAAUAUUUCUGCUUUUUGAAAUGGAAAGAGAGAAGGAGAGAGAAGGCAGAGAAGACAUCUUCCUGAGUAAAUGGGAGAAAGAUAGAGAGAGCGAGGGAGAGAGAGAGAGAGAAUGAGAAAGGGAGACUCUGGACAGACCCAACAAUGUUGGGUUGGAAAGUCUCUGAUACUCACUAUUUUUUCACUAUCACUCUUCAAAUGUUUUUUUUUUUUUACUGAAAUUGUCAUAAUUUGCUUCAGUUAUACUUCUAUGGUAUGAAAACAGAAAUCAUACGUACAGACAUAGCACCUGAAUUCACUGUUGCUGUAGCAAUAAAA